Messenger RNA from Kwoniella mangroviensis CBS 8507, 1485 nucleotides. RefSeq lists its product as uncharacterized. Lineage: Eukaryota; Fungi; Basidiomycota; Tremellomycetes; Tremellales; Cryptococcaceae. The record is from RefSeq and is a predicted model, not a curated record. The transcript is spliced from 3 exons. Gene Ontology annotation, molecular function: chitin deacetylase activity. Gene Ontology annotation, cellular component: membrane. Bases 1 to 1485 code for a protein of 494 amino acids. Gene Ontology annotation, biological process: carbohydrate metabolic process.
AUGUCAAGAAUCGCCACUACAGCCCUCCUUCUCUCUAUACUGUCUACUGGAGCUUACGCUCAGUCUAGCGCAGCCAGUGCCGCUGCGUCAGGUGCGACUGCUGCCGCCUCCGCUGCGUCGUCAGGUGCUACUUUAGCUCAAACUGGCACUGAUGCGGAUCAAAGUGUUCUGACAAUGACUGCGACCAUCUCUGCCCCUCAAGGAUUCUCCAUCCCAGCCUUGAGCGAACUCACCUCCGGUGCUCCUACCGAUACCACUGUCGCGCUUGACACCACCUACACCGCCGGCGCCACACAAACUGCCCUCUCUGCUGCUCCCGCCCUCCCCACCUCCGCUUUGACCAUCGCCAAUUACCCUGCAUUGGAUGUCGUUCCUCCUACCAACUCCUCGGAAGUUCAAGAAUGGUUGAGCAAGAUUGAUAUGUCGAAAGUACCCACUUACAACACCACUACUGGAGAUUGCUCUACCGACCCAACAGCCAUAACCGACGGACGAUGUUGGUGGACUUGUGGUGGAUGUACGCGGGAUACCGAUAUCACCGAAUGUCCCGAUAAGAUGACUUGGGGAUUAUCGUACGAUGAUGGACCUUCACCUUUCACUCCCCUCUUGUUAGACUACCUCGACGAAGAGAGCAUCAAGACCACUUUCUUCUUGGUCGGUUCCAGGGUUUUAUCCCGACCUGAGAUCGUCCAAUCCCAGUAUAUGGCCGGCCACCAUCUCUCCGUUCACACCUGGUCUCACACCGCUCUUACCACCCAGACCAACGAGCAGAUCGUCGCUGAAUUAGGAUGGACCGCCAAAGUCAUCAGGGAUGUUACUGGAGUUACACCCAACACUUUCAGACCCCCUUAUGGUGAUAUCGAUGAUAGAGUAAGAGCUAUCGCCGCUCAGAUGGGUAUGACCCCUAUUAUCUGGACUUCUUACAAGGAAGGUGUGACAGAUACCAACUUUGACACCAACGAUUGGCAUAUUUCCGGUGGUACCGCUACAGGAGCUUCAUCUUUCCAAACGUUCGAUACCAUCUUGAACGAAUACGUACCCAAGUUGGAUACUGGAUUCAUCGUCUUGGCUCAUGACUUGUAUCAGCAAACUGUCGAUUUGGCCGUAGGAUACGUUUUACCUCAAGCUAUCGCAUCCGGUAAAUUCCAAUUGAAAUCAAUCAUUGAAUGUCUCGGUAAACCCCUUUCGGAAGCUUACAUUGAAACUUCCGCCAACGCCACAACAACUCAAGUCACCUCUGCCUCCGAUGGAUCAACUUACUUCCAAGCUUCUGUCGGGACCGCCACCGGAUCCCUCGCAUCGAUCACCACUGGUGGUGCUGCUGCUUCCGGUUCCGGUUCCGGUGCUUCUGGAUCCGCCUCGGCUUCAGCCUCAGGCUCAUCAGGAUCAUCGAGCGGUGCUGAAACUCGGUUCGUUGUUGACAAGUUCGUUCCUGCCGUUGUUGCUUUCACGGUGGUAGCUUUGGGUAUGAUGGUUGUUGCUUAG